UAGCCACUAAAUCCCUCCAAACCCUAACCCUAAUUAAUCUCAAUAACCGAAUCUCCUAGAGAUUUCAGUUUUACCAGUUGGGGUUUUAUUUUUUAAUAAUAUAAUAUAAUAUAUUAUAAAUAUACGCCGAACGCUUUCUUUCAGGUUCUACAAACAAAUCCUCCCCAAACAAAAUCCUUCCAUUGCGCUCUCUCUCUCUCUCUCUCUCUCUUUUUAUCUCUCUAUAUCUUUCUCUCUCUCUCUCUCUCUGUUUCUUCUUCCUCCAUUGAUCUCGAACCCACCGAGCGAUUUGUUGCUUUUCUUUUCUCCUUUUUAUUCUCUGAUUCUUCUUCAUCUUUUUGGAAAAAAUAGAGAUCGAAAUCCCAGCUUGUUGUGAAUGGUAGAAAUCUUAAGCGGUGACCGUUUGAUGCGCUCCCUUUCCCAAUUGAAGGCGAGCGCUCUUCUUCCUGUUUCUGCUGCUUCGGCUUUCGCUUUCGGGUCUUGCAAAGAAGGCUGGUACUACCGCUGCAUCGGCCUUGACCCGUGAGCCACCGGAUUUCCCUGGGUUUUUGUAUUUUUUUUCUUUUUUUUCUUUUAGCUUUUUCGUCGAACACCUCUUGCGCAUCUUUCUCUUCCCUGCCGCCUUUUUUUGUUUCUUAAAUUUUUAAUCCCUGUUUCUUCCGGUUUCAAUUUUUUUGUUGAAUUUGUUGAAUUGCUGAUUCUUUCAGCCGAGAAAGGGAUUUGGAUUUUCGAUCUUUUUGUUUGUUCUGCUUUGAAUCUUUUCUGGGGGAAAAAAAAAAAAAAGGUAAACAAAAAAAAAAAGAAAGAUGUUGUUGUCGAAGCAUAAGAAGAAUCAGAACGCGAAGGGCAACAGGCUCUUGAUCAGCAUCAAUGUGCUGGGAAGCGCCGGUCCGAUCCGCUUUGUCGUCAACGAAGAAGAGCUCGUCGCGACCGUCAUUGAUACCGCCUUGAAAUCUUAUGCGCGUGAAGGCCGCCUUCCCGUUCUCGGCUCUGAUCUCAAUGAUUUCAUGCUCUAUUGCCCAUAUGUCGGAACAGAUGCUCUGAGUCCGUUGGAGGCAAUUGGUUCGCAUGGAGCUCGCAAUUUUAUGCUGUGCAAGAAGCCACAACCUGAGAAAUUGGAGAACAAUGGAGGACCAACAGCAGGGGUGAUUUCUCGCAAGGGAAGCGGUGGAAGCUGGAAGGCAUGGAUCAAUAAGUCUCUUAACCUGAAGAUUUCUUCUCAUUGAUUUAGAUUUCUUUCAUCAAUGGUCCAUGUAUUUGUCCGGUUUUAAUUUAAAGUUAAUUUUUGUUCUUUGGAGUGCUUUUUUUUUAAUUCUGGGUAUUAUCUUUGAACGAGUUUAUCUCGGCUGCUCUGUUCUGAUCUCUCAGUCGAAAGAACAAAAUUCGAACUGCUUUUUUUGAGAAAUAAAUUUGAGUCUUAUGAGUUUGCUCUGAAAAUAA
Molecule: messenger RNA, 1440 nt
Organism: Ziziphus jujuba (common jujube)
Lineage: Eukaryota; Viridiplantae; Streptophyta; Magnoliopsida; Rosales; Rhamnaceae
Exons: 2
Coding region: 807-1226 (139 amino acids)
Source: RefSeq, a predicted model, not a curated record